Molecule: messenger RNA, 5820 nt
Organism: Auanema sp. JU1783
Lineage: Eukaryota; Metazoa; Nematoda; Chromadorea; Rhabditida; Rhabditidae
Source: the annotation of a GenBank genome assembly
AUGAUUGUUGAUCUUGUGAGUGCUACACAGAGAGAGGAUUGGGAACAGACUCGUCAGUUAUUGUACCGACACUGGAUCACAGAAUGUCCAAAACUGUUUAAUCCCAGUCCCGAGCAGCCAUGGGAGUCAGUAAGCGAAAGUGUCAUCAGCCCUUCUUUGUUUUUACCGAUAGCAGGAGCUCUACGUGUAGAUUCUCAGGUUAACAACACAAGCUUAGUUAGCCUGAAUGCAGAGGCCGGCAUAUCCGAUGAUUCCAGUAAAGCUGGUAAAAUAUGUGGACAUGUUUUUAAAGUCGGAGAGCUAACAUAUAUGUGCAAAAAUUGUGCUACUGAUCCUACGUGUGUAAUGUGUCGUGAAUGUUUUAUGCGCUCUGAACAUAAAGAUCAUAAAUAUAAGAUUCGCGCUUCAUCAGGACAUGGAUAUUGUGACUGUGGUGAUCCGGAUGCUUGGAAAAAAGGCUACGCUUGUGCUGCACAUGCUCCCAGAACCAAUUCUGAACACCAAGAUUAUGUGAUACCACAAAAUUUACAGUCUCGUCUCACAGAAUUGUUCUCAAUAAUCCUGCAAUAUUGCAAUAGCCUUGUAUGUUGGGAUGAAGGUGAAACUCUACCAUUCUUUUUAAGAAAAAUCGAGGAAGAGAUUGCUCCCGCCAAUCCAAGCUAUAUGACUGUACUUUAUAACGACGAAACCCAUACUUAUGAGAAUGUUAUAAGAGCUUUAGAAUUAUUUAUUAAUUGUACCAAAGAACAAGCUAUGCUAAUUGCGACAAUCGUUGAUCGAGAAGGACGAAGUGCGGUAAAAAUUGGUUCACGGCCUGAAUGCGAAAGAAUUCGAACAGAAAUCCAGAGAAGAACAUCCCGGGACACAAACAGACGGACCGAAAAGAAUGGUCCGCUAGAUGUCAAAAUCAUGGAAACUGCUUUAGUAGCUCAUCAAGCUAAUGCUAUAAACCUAAUGGCUUGGACAAACCAGCAACUUGAACUUUGUCCUUUCUUGAGUGAAUUAAUUGGUGAUGUUCUCCUCAAAGUUAAUGCCCUCGACCACCAAGAAAGUUUGAUGGAAGUCGAUGGCGUUCAAAAUGAAACCUUGCUUGUCCGAUUCUUACGAUAUAAUCGACGAAUGUGGAAAGCAGCGCGAACAAAUAUUCAUCAGAUGUUAAUGAAAACUGUACUUAUGAAUCCUGCACAGAAGUAUGAAUUUGCUAAAACAUUCUUGAAGCAUUACGAAGUCAUGUAUAUGGAUUUUGUGGAUGAUGAUCAUGAUCUGCUAGUAUCUAUUGUUAGUUUGUCUGUUCAGUUCUUAACUGUGCCAGGAAUUUCCAAACGUUUGAUCGCCGAGGAAAAUGCAUUAUCUGUUAUGCUCGAAGCACUGAAACAGCAUUCAAGCAAAUAUAUCAAAACUCUAGAAGGGAAAACUCAGCAAAUGUUUGAUUUCACGAACCGUUCGUUCCCAGCGGUAUUGAAAAGAGCAAUGAAUAUGACUCGGGAUUUAGUGUACAUCUUGAACUCUCUUCCUCAGGAGAGUGAAUGGACUGAGGGUUUAGAAUCCAACUUCAUAUCUGGAUUCACGAAACUACUUGAGUUCCUGGAUUAUAUGCAGGGAAUGGAUGAAGUUAAAAGGUUAUCUUCUGAACACCAAUUGUGGGAAUUAGAAUGGGAAACAGCGUUCAAUAUCCAAUUGCGUAUUCAAGAAGUAUUAGGAUUAUUCAUUGAUUGGACCACUAGCAAUAGAACUGUACAUUUGAAACUGUUAGCUCUUUGUUUGGAUGCAAUGAGAAAACACCCUGUCACAUCUUCCGAUUCUAAUGAAACUCAUAUGGUUAUAGAUCUAAAUGAAGAGACGUCAAUUUGUAAAUCUUUCGAUGUACUUCACGGAUCUGUGUCUAUCCAUCAACCACUUUGGCGUCUUGCUGCCGGUCUAUUUGCUGUCGGAGGAGGAACUUUAAACUUUUUCGCCGAAGGCUAUGAAGUUAGGGAUCCUUUAGAGAAUGAAAUUUUACAAUUUGUAAAGUCAAUGAGGCAAGAUAUUUAUGAAAAUUGUUUGAGAGUAUCUGUUCUCUGUGCUCAAACCAAUGCCCAAUUAUGGAGAAGAAACGGAUUCUCUUUAAUUAAUCAAAUUCAUAAUUAUUAUUCUCCUCUAUGUCGAACGGAAAUGUUUGACAGAGACUUGCAAAUGCUACAGGUCGGAGCCGCACUGUUCAAGCCUUCAGAUUUUGUCUUACAUCUCAUUACUAGAUUCCGUUUGACUGAAUGGGCUGAUAUCAAUCUGGAUCUUUCUGGCAAAGCUCAGAGUCCCAUAAAGUUAGAACCCGAAGAAAAUAGCAAAGUGAUUGUUUCGCUGGCCGAAGAUAUGCUUAAUCUACUGAUCCAAAUUUGUGGAGAAAGAUAUAAACCAGGUUUGGGAAAAUGUACCUUGAGAGAUUUACUUAAAAGGGAGGUUGUUCAUGUUCUAUGUAUGGAUGCGCAUGCCUUCAGUAAGAUAGUUAAGAAGAUGCCUACUGAUCCUCAAUUGGAUAAGGUCUCUCUUCACGAUGUUGUUAAUGAGGUUGCGGAAUUCAGAAAACCUAUGCUUACUUCUGCUGGACAGUUCUAUUUGAAAGAAGAAUAUCUACGGGACUACAACCCUUUCUUCUACCAUUACUCCAAGAGUGAUAUAUCUCAAGCAGAGCUACAUCAACAUAAAGUCAGGUCGAAAAUGGAUAGAUCCCUGAAAGCAUGUCCACCGAGCAUCCCAUGCGAAUUUGAACAUUUUUUCGCACCCAUUAUUGAAUUACUCAGGUGUAAAACAGUGAUUCGAGUUUGCAAAGUUGUGAUUGAUAGAUGCUUGAAGUGUCAUCGGUUCUCUAGUGAUCGGUUAUUGCACAGAGCUUUGUUCCUUAUUGGAAUGGGAUUACAAGAACAAGAGAGAAGUACAAAUAACUCAUUCGAUUACGUUAGUCAAGCGAACGAGGAAGGACUUUUACAAUUACUUGAAAAAGUACAUGAUGCCCAUUUCUCACAAACACAUCACGAUCUAGUUUGGUGGACAAUGACGAAGUUCAAGCAGAUUGAGAACAAACUGAAAGACUGUGAAACUCCUGAAGUUCCAAAAGAAAGCGAAAAAGAGGAAGCUGCUCCUUCUUCUGCUUCCAGAGCGGCGAAAGGAGCAAAGUACCGGGAGAUGGCAAGACAACGAAUGAUGAAACUACAAUCAUCUUUCCUGAAUAGCAUGCAGACGGAAACUUCGAAAACCGAUGCAGCACCUCCGGCCGGUGAAACUGCUGCAACAGCGACUGCAUUGAAUAACCGAAUAGAUGAAGACGAAGAUUUCCCCAUUUGUGCUACUGACAGCGGUUUCCCAGUAUGUCUUGGUGCUAAACGUACGAAAGUUGUUCAUGUAGAACCAAGAAAGUUGACUUGUAUUCUUUGUCAAGAAGAUGACAUCUCCUCUCCUGAUCAGAAUCGACCGUUUGUAUGUGCCGCAUAUGUUCAAAGAUCUCAACUCUUCUCGCAGAAAAAUGCUGAAGAGCCUAGUGCAAAAUCGUUGAAAAACUUUUUCGUGUCGGCUGGUCUGCAACAUGGGAUUGACGCUUCUACAUGCUCACAUACUAUGCAUUUUGAGUGUUUCACCAACCUGCUAGACAACCUUCUUGGGAAAGAGAGGCAACGUCCUAGACAGCCACUACACUUCCCUCAGCGUCUCGUUGACAUCGAAACUGGAGAAUAUUUGUGUCCAUUAUGCAAGCGACUUUCUAACUGUGCUAUGCCAAUUCUACCAUCUCAUUUUGUGAUGAACGUUCCUGGUUUCUCAUCUGCUAGAGCUGAUGUCGAAGAUACUUUCGAAACGUGGUACAGUAAGGUGAAAGGUAUUCUGAACUCACAUGGCAAGCAAUCUCCUUCUUUGAAACGUAAAUCUCACAAUCGAAAACGUUCUCAUUCGGAACGUUCACUUCUGGAUCUUGCUAAACAAGGACAUGCAUUUUUCGAUUCACCCAGAGACAUUGCGUUAUCCAACUCUGUUUCGAGCGCUUCUGCCAUGUCUCUGCUGAUGGAUUCUGAAGAACAAGCUGAGAAAUCGGGUGAAGCCUCUUCAUCUAGUCAAUACAUGGACUUCCAAGACAUGACUGAACUCCAAUCGGAAUUCUUAGCUGCUGUGGAAAGUACACGUAGAGAACGCAAAGAUCCCAAGUUUGCUAGUAGCUUCGCCAAUAUCCUACGCAGCGUACCGGGCCUAGCGUUGAUCAUGAGGAAUAACAAAAUUGUGGGAACUUCUUAUGAGAGGUAUAACGAUGUCAUCAGGGCUUUCUGCAAAGCUUUAACUAAAAAUGUUGACGAUAAGAACAAAGAACUCUUUGAUGACAGGAUGCGCGGAUAUUUGUUUGCUACUACUGUUUGGCAAAGUACUGCCCAUGUAUUGCGGUCAGCUUCGUCUAACUUGAAAACCGAGAACAAACCCCUCUUUGGAGCUCUCAAUACACGACAACGUGAUUGUAUCACAGCCAUGGGCAGACUAUCCGCAGCCAUGUCUCACUCCCUGCAACAUAUGCAGCAACACACAAUACUGGGGCUGAAAGCUCUUCUUGGUCGUCCUCCUGUAAAUGCACCGUCCUUACCCACUUCUCCUGCUUCUCCAGAGAUAUGUGCAACAAGUCCUCCUUCAUCUCUUCCUACUAGUCCCGUUGCAACAACAUCUCCUGAAUCAUCUGUUCAAAAACUGUCGGGUCCUCUGCUAGAGUUUCUCUUUAAUACCCAUACAAAAGCUUCUAGUCCUUCAGCAUCUGUGAAUUUACUUCAUAUUGACAUACUCAGUCUGGCGAUUUCACUUUCUAUGUGUAUCGGAUGGACUUGGAAUAAUGGUGUACAAUUUUCUUCAGCAUCUCGUAAAGAUUGUGAAAUGAUACCUGAUGGUUCUGCUGACGAGCAAUACUGUAUUCGUCUAUGCUUACUAGGCCACUACUUCCAGGUGUUCGCUACAUUCGAAGAUACAGAAUCGAAAACUGAAGUCAGCUCUGAUCCCGUUUUCGAGGAACGUGUCAAGCAACUCUGGUUGGCUGGUAGACCUUUCGAUACUCCACUUGUGAAUGCAAAUGUACUUUGUGCGCGUUUGAAAGAAGCUACGUUCAUCAUGCUUCGACCAAUAGCACUGUUAUAUCAUGUCAUCACUAUGGUUGAACCCCCUGAAGCUCUUAAAGAUCCUUCUUUGGAUGAAUUCGAACCUUUGUGCAGAUACUUGGGACUACCCACUAGCAUGAUCGAUCUAAUGAGCGGAUCAGUGAUUGAAGAGCUUUUCGACAUGUGGUCAUUGGCUAUUCCUCAUCCAUUUGAGAGAGGAACUUUAGCUCGUCAACCGAUUCAUCCGAAUAUGCUCAUAGAUCUUCCAGAAGAUUUCAGUGAAGUAAUUCAAUGGGCUACCAGUUUCAGAUGUCCAACUGUUCCUUUUGAUGAAUCUGCAUCGAAUAUUCCUACCCUCUGCUUGAUUUGCGGCACUAUACUCUGUGCUCAAAGUUACUGCUGUCAAAAGCAGGUGGGAAAAGAAUCAGCCGGAGCUUGUCGUUUUCAUACGGAAAAGUGUUCUGGGCCGAUGGGAAUAUUUUUAAAAAUUCGCGAUUGCACAGUGUUCUUGCUCACUUCAAGAGCUCGUGGAUGUUUCCGACCUGCUCCCUAUGUUGAUGAGUUUGGCGAAACCGAUCAAGGAUUUAGACGUGGUAACCCUCUUAGACUCAAUGCUCAGCUCUACAAAAAGUUGUGUCGAUUGUGGCUAACUCAAGGAAUCAGUGAAGAAAUAGUUAACCAAUACGAGAUUGAUCCUCGAAAUCAUCAAUAUGAUUGGUCUCAUUUCUAA